Metarhizium robertsii ARSEF 23 is the source of this 2001-nucleotide messenger RNA. Its product is annotated as Ankyrin repeat protein. Bases 1 to 2001 code for a protein of 666 amino acids. Gene Ontology annotation, molecular function: protein binding. NCBI's taxonomy places the organism in Eukaryota, Fungi, Ascomycota, Sordariomycetes, Hypocreales, Clavicipitaceae. The record is from RefSeq and is a predicted model, not a curated record. The transcript has a single exon.
AUGGAAAGUCGGUACUACGAUAUCGAUGCUGCCCAGACAGGAACAUGCGAGUGGCUAUCCCAGCACAAAAUGUAUAGAGAGUGGGUUGAGAGAAAUCGAGGUCUGCUUUGGAUCAAGGGCAAACCAGGCUCUGGAAAGUCGACUUUGUUACGGCAUGCUCUGGAUGACGCAAAGAAAAAACGCAAUGUGAAAGAGAAUCUCUUGAUUCUCUCAUUCUUCUUCCACGGCCGUGGUACAGAACUGCAAAGGACGCCAGAAGGCUUUUAUAGGUCGCUCCUUCACCAGCUCAGCAAGACUCCUGACGCAGUGUCAGAUGUAGUCAGCACUUUCCAAGAGAAGUGCGAGACUUUUGGUGAGGUAGGCAAAGCGUGGCAAUGGCAUCCCAAGCAGUUGCGCGAAUUAUUCGAGUCCUCAAUUCGAGAAGCAUUAAAGCUUCGACCUAUCUGUUUAUUUGUCGACGCUUUAGAUGAAUGUGGUGAAAAGGAUGCGACGAUGCUAGCCCAAAGAUUCAAGGACUUACUGGACAGUCUCCGGUCCACCGCCUACAAUUCGUUUCACAUCUGCUUCACAUGUCGUCCAUACCCUAUUGUGGCCUUGGACAGUGAGUUUGAGAUAUGUGUGGAGGAGGGAAACGGGACGGACAUAUCCAAUUUCGUGGGACAUCAGCUUUCAGAGCUAGAACCAACGAUAUUACCAAGGAUUCUGAACUUGAUCACCGAACGCGCCAAUGGCGUAUUCCUAUGGGCUUCACUGAUAGUGAAGGAGAUUGUAAGUCUCAAUCUGAAAACUACGAAAUCAGAAGAAAUGGAAGACGCCAUUCUUCAGGUUCCCCAAGAGCUCGAUGACUUGUACCGCAAGCUUAUCGAAGAAAUGGGGUCGGACUCUGUGUUGCUCAUCCAAUGUAUCUGCGUUGCCAUGCGGCCAUUGUCAAUAGCCGACUGGCGAUGGGCUAUGGCUAUGAAGACUGAUUAUCCAUAUUCGUCGUUACAGCAAUGUCAAUACUCCCCAGAUUACAAGCCAGAUGAUAAGAGCAUAAAGAAAGAAAUUCAGACACUCAGCCACGGUCUUAUUGAGGUCACAUCGAAUAAAACUAUUCAGUUCAUUCACCAGACUGUCAAGGAUUUCUUUGUCGAGAACGGUCUAUGGCUGCUCAAACCGCUUGGCAGCGUGCCCGUCGGGAUAUCCGAAUCCGAUUUUGCCGUCGGAAUGGCACAUUACGAACUGUCUAAAAUCUGCGUACGCUUUCUGAAAAUGGUGCCGAAUACCGGGAUCUUUUUCAACUCAGCUGGAAGGACGUAUGAUCUUUCUCUGUCAAGAUAUGCUAAGAUAGAGUGGGUGCAACACGUACAACAAAGCGAGCAGAGGGGGAUUCUUCAAGAUGCUGUCCUUCAGGAUAAUCUCCUCGACUGUUUUCCUUGGCUGAUGGAAACAGUUCCUAGCCCGUUAAUGCGGGCUCAUUGCACAUUAUUUUAUCACAGCCUUCAGUACAGUUAUCAAAUGUCAUACUUAUCCCACGUUGCGUCAAGAUUUGGCCUCACAGGGCUAUUACAAGCAAUGCUCCGCAGAAGUAAGAGUGUAAUUGAUGAAAAGGAUGAGCGUGGCCGAACGCCGCUCUUGUUCGCUGCAGAGAGAGGACACGAAGCUACGGCUAGGCUUCUGCUUGGGUAUGGCGCUGAUAUGGAGGCGAACGACGAGAACGGCCAGACACCGCUAUUCUUUGCCGCUGAGAUUGGACAUGAGGGUGUCGUACGGCUGCUACUUAAGCAUGGCGCUGCAUGUGGUAAUAUAAAGGACUGUCAGGGUAAGACACCACUAUUUAUCGCCGCCGCCCGAUGGGACGCGAAUCCAGCUGUUAUACAGCUACUACUUGAGCAUGGAGCUGCAUGUGAUAUUAAUGUAAAGGACCAUCAGGGUAUGACACCGCUAUCGAUUGCCGCUUACAAAGGGGACAAGAGGACCCUGCAGUUGCUCCGCAAGUAUAGGGAUGGCAGGAAUGCUUAG